AGUUCCCGAGAAUUACGUUGUCCACGAGCGGCAGUGCAAGCAUGUGUGCGGUAUUUCGAAUUUAUGUUCUCUGCUACUCUGCUCCGGUGUCUCAUAACCUUCCCGGUGAACAAAAAAGUGAAAGAACAAUAUAGUUAAUGUAUACUUCCAAACAAUAGAAAAACAAAUCUAACAUGGGUUUCGAAUCGUAAAAAAACCAUCUUAAAUAAAGAUUUUUUGCUGCAAGACAACAAUUCGAAAGUUUUCCAUCACUCCGUUUUGGUUGACUACAAAAUGCUUCUCCGUUUCAUCCGACGAGGACUCAAUGUUAACUUGCCUGUGACCACUGGCAUUCGACAACCUGCCAACGCCUAUGGAACAAAAAACGAAGAUGAGGACAAAGAGUGGCUUGAAAGGGAGCCUGAAGAGGAGCAUCCCUUCAAAAGAGCGACGAGAGUUCUAAAAACUGAUUUUAGGAGGAUAAAAAGGAAAACAUUGUUCUGGAAAGACCACAGUAAAGAUCUAAGAAAAGGAGAUUGGGACACGGAAGAUCAACUUUUUCCUACGCAUGUGGAUGUCCUGGUAAUAGGUGGAGGAGCCAUAGGAAGCUCGGUUGCUUAUUGGAUAAAAGAGAGAGUUAAGGAUGGACUUAGAGUGGCUGUUCUUGAAAAAGAUCCGACGUAUAAAACAGCAUCUACAGUACUAUCAGCGGGAGGUUUGCGACAACAAUUCUCUCUGGAAGAAAACAUCGAAAUGUCAUUAUUUGGAGCCGAUUUUAUACGAAACGUAGAGGAUCAUUUGGGUCUGCCUGGCCGGGAUCCGGUGGAUGUACAAUUCCAUCCCCACGGUUAUUUAUUUCUUGCUAGUGAAGCCGGAGCAGAAUGUUUAUGCAAGAAUUCCAAGCUCCAAAAUUCCCUAGGGGCAAGGAAUGUUGUAUUGACUGCUUCGCAGUUGGAAAGAAAGUUUCCAUGGUUGAACACAAAAGGCAUAGCAGCAGGUUGUCUCGGGCUUGAAAAAGAGGGAUGGUUUGAUCCAUGGGCGUUACUUUUUGGCCUAAAAAGAAAAGCUAUUGCCAUGGGCGCUCAAUAUGUUCACGGUGAACUCAAAGGUUUCACUUAUAAAAAUACCAAUAACGAAAUGAUCGGCGACACAAAUAUUUCCACUCGACAAGGACUCACAGCUGCCAUUGUAAAAACUCCUGAUGGUGAGAAGAAGUUCAUCACAUUCGCUUAUGCGGUUGUAGCUGCUGGUGCUCAUAGUGGAAGAAUCGCUGAAAUGGCGCAAAUUGGCGUUGGUCCGGGUAUUUUAUCGGUGCCAUUACCCGUAAAACCCAGAAAACGUUUUGUCUUUUGUUUUCACUCACCCGACGGUCCUGGUAUCAAUACACCAAUGACGAUUGAUCCAUCUGGCGCUUAUUUUCGGCGAGAAGGUUUAGCUAAUCACUACAUAGCCGGUCGAUCGCCAGAUUUAGCGGACGAGCCAGGAGUAAAUAAUCUCGACGUAGACGACAAAUUUUUCGACGAGAAAGUGUGGCCUAAAAUCGCUCAUCGGGUUAAAUCUUUCGAGAAUCUGAAGGUGAAAUCAUCAUGGGCUGGAUUUUAUGAAUAUAAUGAAUUCGAUGAGAAUGGAAUAGUGGGACGACAUCCUUAUUAUAUGAAUCUUUUGUUCGCAACGGGUUUCAGUGGUCACGGUAUUCAACAAGCGCCAGCAGUUGGUCGUGCGAUCGCAGAAUUGAUCAUAGAUUCCGAAUUCAUAUCGCUCGAUUUAACGAGAUUGGGUUUCGACCGAUUUAUAUCACUCGAACCAAUGAAGGAAAUCAACAUAGUCUAAUAGAAAUGCCAUUUUUAUUUCGAUACUUGCAUUUUCGUCGUUAUCGAUUAACGCAACCCUAAAAGUAAUUGAAUGAGCAUUAUUCGGGGUUGUAGAGCUGUGAAAUUCGAUUGACUUUGUACAAAUUUGCUCUACUUCUCAUGUAUAUAUAAAUAUAUAUGUACUGUAAUUAUAAUAUAAUUAGUGAAAAUGUAUUUUGUUAAUCAAUCUUA
Venturia canescens is the source of this 2021-nucleotide messenger RNA. It is a transcript of the gene l(2)37Bb, whose product is annotated as lethal (2) 37Bb. Gene Ontology annotation, cellular component: cytoplasm. Lineage: Eukaryota; Metazoa; Arthropoda; Insecta; Hymenoptera; Ichneumonidae. The transcript has 7 exons. The record is from RefSeq and is a predicted model, not a curated record. Gene Ontology annotation, biological process: mitochondrial respiratory chain complex I assembly. The coding region runs from base 274 to 1809 and encodes 511 amino acids. Gene Ontology annotation, molecular function: oxidoreductase activity.